Messenger RNA from Cydia pomonella (codling moth), 472 nucleotides. RefSeq lists its product as uncharacterized. Bases 99 to 413 code for a protein of 104 amino acids. Gene Ontology annotation, molecular function: protein binding. The transcript has 2 exons. The record is from RefSeq and is a predicted model, not a curated record. NCBI's taxonomy places the organism in Eukaryota, Metazoa, Arthropoda, Insecta, Lepidoptera, Tortricidae.
GUGUUUCAGUGUACGUACUCGUACAUAUUAAUCACAUAAAAUGCCGUUAUAACAGUCUGUUACCAUUUUUUCAAUCUUUGGCAGUACUCGCGGUAGACAUGAAACCUAUAGUGGCGCUUUGUUUCAUGAUUCUGUUAGGGCAAGUGGUAGCGAGGCCACGUGGACCGUGCGGCUGCAAACCGAUGUUCGAAUUUUGUGCCAACGACUACACCACGUACCACAGCAUCUGCGAGUACAAGUGCAAGCAUCCCUACACCCCGUUCCAUGACUGGUAUAUUCUGUACGACGGGCCUUGCUUCUCGACGUCGGAGACUACAACUCGUGCGAGUACCACAACUAAACGGAGGCGAAGUACAACUACCUUCAAUCGUCCGGACGAUUCGUUGACGACGAGUAAUAAUAUAAAUGGAUAAACUAAAUAAUUACGUUGCUUGCAAAUAAAAAUUCUAAUGGUGAAUAAUAUAAUAAAAAA